UGCCCUCUUGCCUCACCCCUUGAACCCUUCACUCCGUCACUUAUCAUCUCUCAAUCAUCAUAUUACUCGCCCAUGGUAACACCAUUCAUGCUUGCACCCGCUCCACACUGCACACGUCAAACUACGCUUGCUUUUCUUCUCGGUGACACGCACUAGCACUUCAAAUCAUACCCAAAACACUCGACACUCCCGCCAAGAUCAACAAGUUCAAAGCAUCCGCCCAUGCGCCUGUCAACCUGAGCCGUCUGCAACGUUUGACACUCGCACUACUUGAUUCUAACCAUCCACCUCCAUAACCCUCUACUUCGUUGGCGUUGUACACAUUCUUUCGAGCAUGGUAAACAUGCAGGCCUUCAAAGGAACUAAUAGACCGUCGGCACGACUGGUCGCAUCCUACAUCUUUGACUGGAUCGUCAUCAUCGCCAUCGCAGCCGUGGCUGCCGGCUGGGAGUAUGUCGAACCCUUCCGCCGUCCUUUCUCACCCGUCGACCUCAACAUCUCAUAUCCCUACCAGACGAGCGAAAUGAUACCCACCUGGCUUCUGGUUGUUGUUUCGCUCCUUGCGCCUGCUGGCAUCAUCAUGGUAGUAUGUCUCAUCUUCGUCCCUGGACCUACGGCCGAGCGCGGAACACCAAAGGCGCUCAUUUGGAGGAGGAAGCUCUGGGAGUGGAAUACGGGAUGGAUGGGCCUGGCGCUUUCACUUGCGACGGCCUUUUUGAUCACUCAGGGCAUGAAGAACUUGUUUGGAAAGCCGAGACCAGACCUGCUGUCGAGGUGCAAGCCAGAUCUUAAUCGCAUCGCCGACUUCGCCGUAAACCCCGUUGUUGGAGAUAUCUUUGAUCCAGCCUGGGUACUCGUCACUUCUGGCAUCUGCACUCAGACAGACAAUGAUCGCCUCAAAGACGGCUUUAAGUCUUUCCCAAGUGGACACUCCAGCUUUUCAUGGGCCGGUCUCCUCUAUCUCACUCUCUUUCUGGCUUCCAAAUUCAGCGUCGCAAUCCCCUUUCUUCCACCCCGUCCUUUCUCAACGAACCCAGCCUACACUUCGGCCGUCACCCCAUCCAACCUCAAGAAGCAAACUACGCUGCCAGUGCACAAGCAAGACACUUCUCUUUCAUCCGCAGCGUACAGCGACGAUGCCGUAGUCCCCAUUCGCUACCAAAAUGCUGCGCCGCCCGUAUACACUCUGGUCCUCAUUCUCGUACCGAUUGGCUCUGCCAUUUACAUUACUAGCACACGCUACACCGACUACCGUCACUUUGGCUUCGACAUGCUGUUUGGCACAUUGAUCGGUGUAACCUGUGCGUGGUUCUCAUUCCGCUGGUACCACCUCCCCGUCACGCGAGGUGCGGGCUGGGCCUGGGGACCACGAAGCUACGAGCGUGCAUGGGGUAUUGGCGUAGGCAGGGGCUCUUACGUUGGCACAGAGGGAUGGAACAAGGCAGGUGCAAGCGCAAGGAGGAGGACAGAUGCCCAAAUGGGUUCACACAGUGUGGACGAUAGCGAGUUGGGCGUCCUGAACCAUAACGGUGUGCCACAUGCUGGAAACCCACCCAGCUCAAGGCCUUCAAGGGGCGGUGCCUCCCGUGAUAUGUAAUCACAUUGUUUGUUUUCCACUUAGGACGUUACAUCAAUUUUAAUGUCAAAACAAGUCCAAUGAAACGCACGGCAUGACGGUCACUCAUUUUCUAGCAGCUCAGUCCGUCUUUACUGCACUUUGUACAUAGAAAAGCAUCAUACCCAUCUGCUUUUACAUUUUUCUCCUAUCGUAACAGUCUGUAAUGUUAGAGAUCACAGCGCUGGCUAUUCUAUCACUUUUUAUGUUGCCAACAUCAACUAUUCACUAUUGACAACCACCCCCUCCUCUGCGCAAAUAUCAAGCGG
Molecule: messenger RNA, 1884 nt
Organism: Bipolaris sorokiniana ND90Pr
Lineage: Eukaryota; Fungi; Ascomycota; Dothideomycetes; Pleosporales; Pleosporaceae
Exons: 2
Coding region: 344-1597 (417 amino acids)
Biological process (GO): phospholipid metabolic process
Molecular function (GO): phosphatidate phosphatase activity
Source: RefSeq, a predicted model, not a curated record